Molecule: messenger RNA, 630 nt
Organism: Nicotiana tabacum (common tobacco)
Lineage: Eukaryota; Viridiplantae; Streptophyta; Magnoliopsida; Solanales; Solanaceae
Source: RefSeq, a predicted model, not a curated record
AUGGAAAGCCUAUUUGUGAAUGCUAUUCUUGUUAUGGAGGCAGUGAUUGCUCUUUGUUAUUACCCAAUUGUCCUGCUGAUGUUGAAGGCAAACAGUGCAGUAGUAGUAGCAGGUUGGCAUAGAAUGAGUUAUUUCUUUCCUAAUCAAUCUUACAUAUCCAAGGAGCUUGAGAAAAACAUAAGAAAGAUACAUGCAAUUGCCAAAAAUGCUGUCACAGAUGGAAGAUACAUUGUUUUUGGAGUUGGCUCUACCCAGCUCUUAAAUGCUGCAGUUCAUGCUCUUUCAAUGGAGAACUCUCCCUACUCUGCUAAAGUGGUUGCAAAUAAAAUCCCUUAUUAUUCGCCUUACAAGUUUCAAACGGAGUUCUUUCAAACACUUCAUUAUGAAUUUGAAGGAGAUUCAUCCAUUUUAAGAAACAAAUCAGAUUUUGCUGGAAAUGUGAUUGAGUUUGUGACUUCACCAAAUAAUCCAUAUGGGAAUUUGAGAAAUUCAGUUUUAAAAGGCCCAAAUGUGAAGACAAUUUAUGAUCGUGCUUAUUAUUGGCCUCAUUACACUGCAAUUCCAGCUCCUGCUGAUGAAGAUCUCAUGAUUUUCUCCAUUUCUAAGCUCACUGGUCAUGCUGGAAGCUGA